Molecule: messenger RNA, 5124 nt
Organism: Ahaetulla prasina
Lineage: Eukaryota; Metazoa; Chordata; Lepidosauria; Squamata; Colubridae
Gene: MED25
Product: mediator complex subunit 25
Exons: 20
Coding region: 152-2464 (770 amino acids)
Biological process (GO): positive regulation of transcription by RNA polymerase II
Cellular component (GO): mediator complex; transcription regulator complex
Source: RefSeq, a predicted model, not a curated record
GCAUGAGUUUAAAUGGACUCCAGAGGAUGGUAGAGGACAGGAAGGCCUGGAGGAACGUUGUCCACGGGGUCGCGAUGGGUUGGACACAACUUCGCAACUAACAACAACAACAUCAGAAUAGUUCUUGGUGGGAGUAAUAAAGCUGAAGGAAAUGGUGGUACCAAUGCUGGACAUGCCUGUUCAACCUAUCGGGAUGGUUGCUGAUGUUGUGUUUGUUAUUGAAGGCACUGCCAAUCUUGGACCUUACUUUGAAUCUUUGCGCAAGCAUUAUCUUCUCCCUGCAAUUGAGUACUUUAAUGGUGGUCCUCCAGCUGAAACAGACUUUGGAGGAGAUUAUGGUGGUACCCAAUAUAGUCUGGUGGUGUUUAAUACAGUAGACUGCGCUCCUGAAUCAUACGUACAGUGCCAUGCGCCAACGAGCAGUGCGUAUGAGUUUGUCACAUGGCUGGACAGUAUUCAGUUUGUGGGUGGUGGUGGUGAGAGCUGCAGCCUCAUCUCAGAAGGUCUCAGUACUGCCCUACAACUCUUUGAUGACUUCAAGAAGAUGAGAGAGCAAAUAGGCCCCACACAUAAAGUCUGCAUCCUUAUCUGCAACUCGCCUCCCUAUCUGCUUCCAGCUGUGGAGAGUACCACAUAUUCAGGCUAUACAACAGAAAAUCUGGUUCAAAAGAUUGGUGAGCGGGGAAUUCACUUUUCUAUUAUCUCCCCACGGAAACUGCCAGCUUUGCGCAUUCUCUUUGAGAAAUCUGUGACAGGGAGCAUGUUGGAGAAUCAGUUGAAAGACUACAGCCAGGACCCCCGGCACAUGAUCCUUAUCCGUGGUAUGGUACUUCCAGUAGGAGGAGCAGGAGCAACCAAUAACAACCUGCAGCCCAAACAACCUGUAUCCCAGCCUCCUACAGUUCCUCCUCCACUCCCUCCAGCACAACCUCAGAUUAUGCCACAAGUUUCUCAGCCGUAUCAGGUUACACAACCUCCUACUCUUACUGCAGCCCAGGCAGCUGCUCAAUCUGCUGUGGAAGCCGCCAAGAACCAAAAGACCGGUCUAGGCACCCGCUUCCCUUCAUUGAAUACCAUGCAACCAGCUUUCAGUCAAACUCCUACGCAGACCCUUCCAACAGGCUCUGUUCCAGCUCUGACUCAAAAGCUCCCUGCCUCAUCUCAGUCUAGUCUGGUCUCCACAGUAACCACAGGCUCUGCCCUGCUGGUUCAGCCACCUGUGCAAGCCUCCCCACAAUCUGGUGCAUCAGCCAUGACUAGUGGUGUGCCUCCCAACAGUAUGAAUGUGACUCAGCCGGCACAGGCACAAAUUGGAGCACCCCAGCAAUCUAUCCCAAACAAAGUGAUGGCAUGGAGUGGGGUGCUGGAAUGGCAGGAGAAGCCGAAGCCAACUUCUGUGGAUUCCAAUACUAAGCUCACACGUUCCCUGCCUUGCCAGGUGUAUGUCAAUCAAGGAGAGAACUUGAAGGCUGAACAGUGGCCCCAGAAGCUCAUUAUGCAAUUAAUUCCCCAACAGCUCUUGACAACUCUGGGUCACCUGUUCCGCAAUUCUCGCAUGGUGCAGUUCCAUUUCACCAAUAAGGACUUGGAAUCCCUCAAAGGACUGUAUCGCAUCAUGGGCAAUGGAUUUGCUGGCUGUGUCCACUUCCCUCACACAACACCUUGUGAGGUGCGAGUGCUGAUGCUGCUCUACUCUUCCAAGAAAAAAAUCUUCAUGGGGCUCAUUCCUUAUGACCAGAGUGGUUUUGUCAAUGGGAUCCGCCAAGUCAUCACUAACCAUAAACAAGUUCAGCAGCAAAAGCAGAUGGGAAGUUCUCAACCCAUGGGGUCCACACCCAACACCCAGCCCUUCCUGACAAAGCAGCCUGGCAGUUUGCCAGUAACUCCAGGAGUCCAACAGCAGAUGGGUGGGCAACAAGUGAGCCCUGGUAUGCCUCAGGUGGGAAUCAUGGAAGAACGGCAACAGAGUUUGUUGCAGCUCCGAGUGCAGCAACCUCAGCCAGCUGCCCCACCUACCAACCAACCUCCUCAACCACAGGGUCCACCCCAGGCUGGGCCACAGGCCACCCAAGGAGGGGCUAUGCUUAGACCCCAAAACCCAGGAGCCAAUCCUCAACUCCGAAGCCUUCUUCUGAGCCAACAACCGCCUCAAGCUGGAGUCCCUCAAUCCCAGCAACCCCUUCACCACUUACAGCAAGGGUCUUCAGGAAUGUUACCACACCAGUCCAUGGGGCAGACUCUUGGACAUCAGCCUCCUGGGCAGCAACAGCUCCAGCUUCCUGGACAACCUCUCAUGCACCAAGCUCCCGGGCAGCAGUGGCCAGCCCAGAUGGCACCACGGCCACAAUUGCAAGGUCAAAUGCUAAUGAAUGCUGGUCCCCGGGGGCCUGUUUCUCAACCAGGCCUGCAGCAGGUUCCUGCCCCCAGCAUCAUGGAGGAUGACAUCCUCAGAGACCUUAUCUGAGGACGCAGGAGGAUAUUCCUCCAAUAUCACCCAGUGCUGAAAUCAUCUCUGUAAACUGGGAAGAUGCUUCUUUUCCAGAGAAUAUUCUUUUUUUCUCAUUUGUAAUUUUUUUUUUGUUCCUCUCUGUUAAGAAAUAUUGCACACUUUCAUUGAAGUUGGUCUUUCCUGAGAUUAAUUCUGUUUCUCACUCCUUUUCCUGCAAUUUUAGGAAUGUCACCCAGUUCUGCUGUGUUUUAGGUUACACUAAGAGUUCAGGCCAACUUCCCAGGUUCCCCGGUGGGUUUUCAAUUAAUUUUGGUAUGGAGAGAUAAUUGAAUAAAAGGAGAGAGAAAUAAAAGUAAUCCUAUUGUGAGGUAUGCUGUAAAGUUCUGAUCCAAGAUCCCAUAUCUCUCAAAGAGCGAUAUUAGAUCUAAUCUAAUAAUUAGAUCUAAUGAUCUAAAGCAGGGGUCUCAAACUGAUGGCCCACAGGCCGGAUCCAUCAUGCACAGGCCACGCCCACCACAGCUCCACCAAGAAAAAAAUGUCACGAUAUGUCACGUGAUGGCAUCAUGAUAUGGCAAGUUUGACGCCCAUGAUCUAAAGUAUUUCAAAUGACAAAGACUUUAAAAUAAUUAAAGAUUUUUUUAAUUGGUGUACACCUCCCAUUCUUAGCAGUCAGGAGUUCAAACCCUGAUUGGAACCCUAGUUCAAAUAUCUCAUUGCUUCCUUCCUUACAAAUCCCUACAGCAACCCUUCUUCUGGUUUACAACUGCCCAAAUUAUAGCAGCCCACAUACAUUGUAUUCAAAUUCAGGAGUGGUGCAGUGGCCUAGAGGUGGAGCUCUCGCCUCACAAUCAAGAGGCUGUGAGUUCGAUUCUAGAUAGAGGCAUAUAUUUCUUUCUCUGGGCACAGUGAGAAUAUAUCUGCUGAAUAAAACUCCACAUUGGUGACAGGAAGGGCAUCCAGCCAUUAAAACACCCUGCUAACUCCAUUCAAUUGCCCAGACUCCACCCCGCAAGGGAUUAUAGGGAUGAUACAUUGUAUUCAAAUUAGCUUUCCAAAUGCAUAACAGUUUGGCUUUGCUUUCUAAAACACAGGCUUUCUUAGGGCAGAAGUAAAAAUCUAAGACCAGGAUGCUACAUUUCGUUUUAGAGUGUACACUGUUUUCAGAAGCAGAGAUAGUGUAAAAUUAUAAUCUGGGUGGGUUCUUGUAAUAUAUGGUCCUGUUAUAAGACAGAAAAGUAGAUAGAGUAAGCAUGCAAGGACUGGAAUGAAGGAUGUCAAUAAAACACUUCUACAAGUAUAUAUGCACUAUUGUUGGCCAGCAUGGCAUUUAUUAAUCACCCUUUUUUAUUAGGCAAGGCGAUUUUGGUUGCUACAGAAGUCAGGCCCAGUGCCCUGAACAGUACAGUCACUGAAAUCCAUAUCACAUAGGUCACAGUGACAACUGAGAGCUACAGGGUAGGUGAAAGACGGAUCAACAUCUGGGGGACAGCCUUGCAGAAGUGCAGUCUCAUAUUGUAUUUCUUUGUAAAAGCAGACCUUUUGGUUGAAGGAGGGGAAGAUAGGUUUCCACAGCAGAUCCUGUAAAAGACAUAGAGAGAUUGGCUAGACACGAUAGGCUUUUUUUCCUACUCUUUCAUGGGGCAGCAUCCAAAAAUGUCACAGGUGCCACCCUUUUGCCUAGUGUUGGCCUAAUUCCUCUUACCUGCCUAUUUGAGUGCGUAUGGCUUGCUACUACUCCAAACAUGCUGUUACCAGCAACCUCCAGAAGUUCCUUCUCAAUGCUAUUGAAGCUGGGGAAUUGGUGGGACAUUUGCUGCCUUUGCGGUGAGUAGUAGGAAGAUGUAAUGACAAACUGGGCAGCAAAGUGUCAGAUAAAAGCAAAUGAUGAAGAACUAAGGCUUUCCAAGUGACAUCUUCUGUCUGGGAAACUAAGGCUGCAUAAAGCCUCUUGAUAGGAAAAAGUUGCCUGUUCUUCCAGGAUGGAAAGCAAAGCCUGCUAGACUGUAAUAUGUAACUAAAAAUGCAUUGUUCAGGGGUAUCUGUAUUUUUCUCCCCCAGUAGUAACCAAGCAAGUGAAGAGCAGUACCUCCUUGGGUCAAGUAACUGGCCCUAUUUUAUAAAGGUUAUAAUGUCCUUAAUGUUAAGGCCCCAAAUGGUUAGGAGACUGAGGAGUGGAUAGCUGCAAAACAAGCUCCUCUCAGCCCCCUUUCUGGGCUAAUGCUUAGGUACACUCCAUGCAGGAUUCAUGCGCCCAUCAAUUGCAGGCAACUGUCAGAGCAUCCCCAACAAGACAUUUUGUCAAAUUAACCACAAAUUAACUCACAGUUCCAAUAAACAUAACCUAUAUCUACAAUAUUUUAGAAUUCUCUCCAAAAGUCAUCAAGAGGAGAAAACCGUUGGCUGUAAACCAAGGCCAAUUUCCCUUUCCUGGCAGCUUUAUCUUAUCUGUCCAUUAUGCCUAUGACUGCAGGAAACAAACAGUAGCAGCCCCCAUUUAGGGAAAUUUUGUGUAGUUAUGACUGAAUGUAUUUUUUUUUCCCCCAAGUCAUUGCAUUGCCUUGAGUCUUAAAAGGGUUCUGGGAUAGAGGGUAGCUUUCUCAUUUAGGCGCCUUCUAGGCACAUUAGCUCAAACCAGGCAUUAUGGCCAUCUGUGCUAGCUUAGGACAAGGAAUGUU